Messenger RNA from Panonychus citri (citrus red mite), 5970 nucleotides. RefSeq lists its product as uncharacterized. Gene Ontology annotation, biological process: chemical synaptic transmission; neuron cell-cell adhesion; postsynaptic membrane assembly. Lineage: Eukaryota; Metazoa; Arthropoda; Arachnida; Trombidiformes; Tetranychidae. The coding region runs from base 1649 to 5782 and encodes 1377 amino acids. Gene Ontology annotation, molecular function: neurexin family protein binding; signaling receptor activity. The record is from RefSeq and is a predicted model, not a curated record. The transcript has 7 exons. Gene Ontology annotation, cellular component: cell surface; synapse; postsynaptic membrane.
GUUCAGCCUUUUCCUCAAUAAUAUUUCCACUCUUUCUCUUUCUCUUUCUUUUCUAAUCAUCAUACUCUCCCAUUACCAAAGUAACUCCCACAGUCUCAAACUUUAUCCUGAAAUCAUUUCGUCAGUUUAUAAAUGUUACCCUUUCAAUGAACUUAGUAAACAGUUAAAAUAACAACAACAACAACAAUCAAAUAAAAUUGAUAAUCUUGUGAAAUUAUUAUCAUCCAUCAUCAAUUGUACACCAAAUCAUCAUCAUCAUAAUCAUCUAAAUCGGUGUGUAAUCAUCAAUGAACAUUCAGGAAUUAAAGUUUAAAGUUAUUCAAUCAAUUUGAGAGUAAACUUUUAUUUUGGAAAAAGAAAAUAAUUCAAUGAUCUAAAUUGUUGUUCAUCAUUUAUUAUUAUUAUUGUUAUAAAGAUUGAUUAUAUUGUGACACCAUUGAAUAGGUGCCAUUGUGAGUGACUCCAUGUCCAGAAUCAGAAUCCAUUCAACCAAUUUAACAUCCAACAAUUUAAUACAAUCAGUAAUCUUCACUUGAAUAAUAAUCAUCAUAAUAAUAGUUUAACAGUUAAGUGAUAAUAUUAAAUAUUAAUAUUGAAUAUUUUAUAUAUUUUAUCAUUGUUGAUGUUGUUGUUAUGAUUACAUCAACAAUCAGAAAACAAAAUCUGAAAAAAUAAACCUCAGGAUCAUUUUUCAUUUUUUGCGUCCAUCAACUUUUUUUUAGGUUAGGAUGACCAAUGGUCAAUGAAAAGAAAUCAGAAUGAUCAACAACAAUGAUUAUCAUGAUAAUAGUAAUAAUGUUAAUCCAAUUUUCAUCCCAUUCAGAUGAUUAGGAUGAUACUGACCAUGAUGAUGAUGAACAUGAUAGUAAUCAUUUUUACCUAAUGAUACAAAUGUCAAUCAUUUGAUUAGUAAAUUUCCCAUUUAGUUGAGUUUUAUUAUUUAUUUCUGAUUGAUGUUCAAUUGAUUGGAAUCAGUUGAUUUGGUCAAAUAAUCAACAUUCAAAUACACAGAAAAUAUCGUCCAGGGAAUUGAUUUAUCUUCAUCUUUAUCAUCAUUCGGUGACCUUUUAUCUUCCACCGAGAACGAAAAAGAAAAAAAGUUUUUCUUCUCAUUCUUAUUCAGUGAAUUCUAUGUGUUGUUUCAAUUUCGAAAAAUUUUAAAUUCGAUUUAGAACUUUUCUUCCUCUUUCUCUCAUUGAUUCUUCCAAGAAAACUGUCAACAUGGUCUAAAAUAUGAUAGAAAAUAUCUUCCUUUAAUAUGGAAACAUUUUAAAUGGAAUAAGUUUCUCUUGAUUAUCAAUUUAAUCCAAUAUCAUCUCAUAUUUUUGAUCAAAUUUUAUCAACAACAAUCAAUUUAAUCUAAAUUGUUAACUUACUUACAAACCAAUCACAAUCAACUUACACAAUAAAGUAAAACUUGUGAUUCUGUCAACACCAAAAAGCUUAAUUGUUGUGGAUUAACAUCAAAAUUGGAUUAUAAACAAAAAGUGUAAAACUAAAUUAGUGUUUUUGUAAUUGUUGAUUAAUUGUUUCCUUUUAUAUUGUUUUGUUUUGAUUUCUGUUUCCUUGUCCAUUGGUUACUAAGGAUUAACCAUUUAAUUGGUAAACGAUUACGAUUCCACUUAGGAUUUUAAUAUCAACUUACACGAUGUCCAGUUCGUUGAUUGUUGUUGGUCAUCAUAAUGAUCAUGAUAAUUAUCAAGGUUUACACCUUUUAUUUUUGUUCCUUUUGUGUUCAAAUGUCUUACAAAUUAACGGGAAUUCAAAUAUUCCCCAUGAUGGAACUGAAACACUUUCACCUCGUUCAGUGAUCACCAAAUAUGGUGCCUUAAGGGGAAUUGUGAUUAACUUCAAGAAUAUUGAUAAACCUGGUUACCCAUCAGGAUCAUCUCGUUCAUCACCAUCUUCACCUUCACCCUCACCAUCAACAACAUCAUCAACAACAUCAUUACCUUCAGGUUCACCAUCUCCAUCCUCAUCCUCAUCCUCAUCUCCCUUUACCCCUUCCAAAUCAAAUCUUGCCUCGAUGACACCGGUUGAGGUUUUCCUUGGUGUUCCUUAUGCUUCACCGCCCAUUGGGUCACUACGAUUCAUGCACCCAGUUACACCAACCCACUGGCGAGGUGUUAAACUGUCCAAUCGCUUUGGUCCAGUUUGUCCACAAAAAUUACCAGAUAUCAAUCUAAAACAAUGUAAUUGUAACGACGAUGAAAACAAAGGCCAUCGAUCUUCCAGUUCUAAUUCCAAUGGUCAAUCAUCAUCAACUUCAUCACCCUCCACAUCAUCUACCACUUCUUCUUCAUCAUCCUCAUCUUCCUCAUCUUCAUCGUCAACAACAUUUGAUUUGCCUGAGGGAAGAUCAGCUCAUUUGAAACGAUUAAUUCCUUAUCUUCGCAAUCAAUCAGAGGAUUGUCUCUAUCUCAACAUUUACGUACCUUUUGCUCAAAAUGGACCAUCCAAUAUAAACUCCAAGUUGCCUGUUCUCGUCUUCAUUCAUGGUGAAUCUUAUGACUGGGGUGCUGGGAAUCUUUAUGAUGGAUCGAUAUUAUCAAGCUUUGGUAAUGUUAUCGUGGUCACUCUUAAUUAUCGACUCGGAGUUUUCGGAUUCCUUCCUGCUAUUCAGGAGGGAACACUUCGAGGUAACUAUGGCCUCAUGGAUCAAAUUGCUGCCUUACACUGGAUUCAGGAAAAUAUUAUUGAAUUCGGUGGGAAUCCAGUUAACAUAACCCUCAUGGGCCAUGGUCAUGGGGCGGCUUGUGUUAAUCUUUUAAUGACCUCACCAAUGGCCUCAAAUUUGUUUAAUAGAGUGAUUCUAAUGAGUGGAUCAGCUUUGGCUCCUUGGGCGAUUGCCACAGAUUCAGAUGUUUACUCUCGACAUUUGGGUAAACUGUUGGACUGUCCAAACAGCGAUAAUACAAUUAUGGUCAACUGUUUAAGAUCAAAAACCGCUCAAGAAAUUUUACGAGUUGACCUUAAGGUACCACAACAUUUAUCUGCUUUUGGUCCAAUAAUCGAUGGAACUGUUAUCCUUUCACCACCGAAAGAUUUUGUCAUCAAAUCAAAUGACUAUUAUUCUGCCGCUGCCUCAUCAUCAUCAUCAUCAUCAUAUUCAAAUUCUUACUCAUCAAUGUAUCAUUUAAGCUUAAGCUCAACAUUAUCCGCCUCAGAUUCUUAUUCACUGCCACUUACAGCACCUUUAUCAUCAGCAGCCUUACCUGGUUCCAUCUCCGGUUCAUCUUCUUCCUCUUCCACCUUCAUGGAUUCACCGGGCUACAGUUCACCUUCAACCACAUAUGACCUACUUUUCGGUAUAACUCGAGUUGAAGCUCCUUAUUUAUUCACAGCUCACGAGGAAAGACACGGUGUAGACAUGAGGAGAAGGGACCGAAUUCUCAGAACUCUAGUUCGUAACCUUUUUGAUUUCCAUCAGCAGGUCAUACUUCUGACAUUGAUCAACGAAUACACUGACUGGAGUCGUCCAGUUGAACAUCCGAUUAACCUUUUCGAUUCAUUAGUGGACAUUUUGGGAGAUGCUCUUGUAGUUUCACCUUUGAUACAAACUGGUGACACUAAUGCUCGAUACGCGAUGUCAACUUAUACCUCUAGCGCUCAAGGGUCAACAAUGGGCACAUCGUCUACUUCUUCAACACGCCGACAUCACCAUUCUAGUUCAUCUUCACCGAUUGGUACUUCGUCCACAUUAUCAUCUUCCUCGUCUUCAUCAUCCUCGUCACUUGGUUCGUCUUCGGGAUCGACUACAAAUGGUAAUCGUUUAUCGGGUGACUACAAUUCUGGACCUCGAACUUUUUUUUACCUUUUUUCCCAUCAAAGUGAAAACUCUGGAUUCUCACCUCGCCUUGGUUGUCAACAUGGUGAAGAGCUGGCCUACAUUUUCGGUGCUCCACUGGCCAAUAAUUUACUUGGACAAUCGCUUAGCGUUUUCCAUACUAAUUAUACUCGACAAGAGUCCACUCUUGCCGAAGCCGUUAUGACAUAUUGGACAAAUUUCGUUAAAUUCGGUGACCCAAAUAUUUGGCCUAACGAACUAGAUUCACAUGGUGAUCGAGCCAAAGGCCGCUUUGAAAACGUAUUCUGGCCUCAAUAUGAUACAAUAACGCGAAAAUAUCUAAUGAUUGGGAUGAAACCAAAAGUUCGUGAUCAUUAUCAUUCCCAUCGUUUGUCCUAUUGGCUUCAUUUGGUUCCUCGACUUCAGGAAUCAUCAUUUAACGAGGAGCCACUUUACUAUUAUAAACAUCAUUUACUUCCUGAUCAUGAAAGUUCAGAUUCAUAUGAUGGUAUAGUCCGUCAGAUAUCCUUACGAUUCCAUCCAUCAUCAUCAUCAUCAUCAAAAGUUGACCUUAAUGGUUAUCAUAAAGCCAACAGUUCAGGAACACCAACAGGUCUUAAUACAAAGUUAACAACAGCAAAUAAAUUAAAUGCAAAUGAAUCAAUUAAAUCACAACGAGGAAAUUUAACAAAAUCAAUUACAGGUAAAAGUAGUAGCUCAUCGGUGGGUGGGCAGCCUGAUGAUUAUUCAGAUGAUGAUAAGUUAUCCUCGUCAUCUUAUAAUAAUAAAACUCUGGCAACACCAAUAAUUAUGGAGCAAAGUAAUUAUUCAACGGCUUUAAGUGUUACUAUUGCAAUUGGUUGUUCCCUGUUAAUUUUGAACAUGUUGAUAUUUGCUGGAGUUUAUUAUCAAUUGGAUAAGGCAAAAACAAACCGAUCAAAAUCAUCCUCAUCAACGGGAGCUGUAACAUUAUCAUCAUCAACACCAUGUUCACAUUUAGAUCAUCAUCUUCACCACCAUCAACAACAACAACAACAACAACAACAACACCAACAUCAAGUUAAUAAUGAUCAUCAUGUAAAUAACUCAACUCUUGUUGUUGAUUCCAAUAUAAAUCCAAUCCUUAUUCAUCAUCAUCAUCUUCAACAGCAACAACAACAACAACAACACCUUAGGUCAACAUCUGAUUAUCAUAAUAAAUAUGAAGAUAGCUUGACUAAAGAUGAUAUUCCCUCGAUGACCAGAAGCUCCUACAUAAUACAAGAUUGUAAUGAUACAAAGACAGCCGAUGAUCUUGACCUGACUCGGACAGCUCCAGGAAACACUGGAUUGGCCCUUGAAGAUGACGAUGAAUUAUUAAUCGAUGAUAUUGAUAAACAAUUACAACACCAUCACCAUCAACAACAGCAGCAGCAACAACAACAACAACAACAACAACAAGAUCCACUCCAAGAUCAUCAGAGAUCCUAUCAAACCCACUAUCUGACCAAUGUAGCGCUAAGAGAUUCAAUUACUGACCUAAAUAGACUCAAAAGUGAUUGUGCCAAAGUUUUGAUAACCAAUUACACCCCACCCAGGGAUCCAGUGGGCAGUGGAGGAGGAGGGACACUUCGCCGAAGCCCAAAAUCGGCUCUAAAAAAGACUUCAAUUGAAGAACCAGUAAUGUCCGUUUUUCAUUACAGUCCAGGUCAUUCAAUAACAACAACCGGCGGAUGUCAGUCAGCGACAUGUUGUGGCUCUAGUAUGGAAUGUCCAGUUACAUCGUUACCCGGUUAUGUGACCUUAGGUAGAUCACAUCAUCACCAGAAUACCUUAUCAACCCAACAACAACAACAACAACAACAACACCUACCAUCUAAUUACCAUCCAACUAAUCAAUCAUCCCAACAACAACAACAUCAAAUUGUUUAUAAUCACCGAGCCUUAACACCAUCAGAAAUACUGACCAAAGGAUCAAAUUUAAUAGGUCGAUGUGAAGAGGAAACAACAGCUUAAUCUAAUUAUUAAUGUACUUUAAUUGUAAAGAAGAAACAAAUUUUAAACAAUUAACCUAAAUUUUUAAAUACUGAUCAACAUGUUAUAAUAGUUAACAGCAAUCAACACAAUCAUAUUUAAGCUUUCAACCUUUUAUUAAUUGUUAUAUAAAUUUAAUAUUAUGAAAAAUAAAUAAAUGAGUUAAUACA